This is a messenger RNA of Leptinotarsa decemlineata (Colorado potato beetle), 864 nucleotides long. RefSeq lists its product as uncharacterized. Lineage: Eukaryota; Metazoa; Arthropoda; Insecta; Coleoptera; Chrysomelidae. The record is from RefSeq and is a predicted model, not a curated record.
AUCGAAGUUCGGCACAAAUAAUCAAACAUGAAUAAAAACAAAAAUGUACACAAUUAUAGACUAUCAAAAGGAAUUUAGUUUUCCUUUUGAUGUGUAUAAUCCUUCUCUUUGCUCAUCUAGUAGGUAGUGGAAAACAAAAGCCUUGAUCGCGUCUCAAAUAAAUAAAAGUUUUGUGUUUGGAAGAAAGAAUAUCCAUUUUGAAUUUGAAGACCAUUUUAAAACUUCAAUUUAAAAAUGGAAAUAGAUGAAAUGACGACUGAACAGAAUCUCAUUCGAGAACAAAGGGAACUGGAGUUACAGUUCGCCACAGUGAAAAAGAAACUUCAGGACAUUGAGGACAAAAUGAAAAGAGAAAUGCAGAAAAAAAUGUAUUGCCAGGCAAACAUUGAUGAAUUGAUGAGAAAUACUGAAUAUUAUUCAAACGCAGCAGUGAAAAUAAGAAGAAGGUUGAAAAAUACCAGAAGUGUUCUUUCUCAAUUCAUCAUGGCAGCAAAUUGCUACGAAAAAUUACUUUCAGAUUGCUCCGAAAUGUACUUCUUUGACGAACCCGAAACUGAGAUGGAGAGUAAAUUCAAUACGACAGAAUCUCCAACAGAUCUUCAGCAGCAAAUUGGCGACAUUCAGAGACAAAUUAGUGAAUAUUCUGAAGAAAUUGAUAAGUUAUUCAAUUCUCUACAAAUUUCAAGUACAGAUGCACCUCUAUCUGAAAAUAAUAAAUAAUAGCAUAUAGCAAAAUUGGAUUUAUAUUUCAAAUAAUUUCUUUCAUAUUUAUUAAUCAGAGUUGAUGGAAAAUUGUUUUUGUUAAUAUGUAGUUCUUAUUUAAAUAAGUAUUGUAAAUAAUAAAUAAUAAAUUGUUCUUUCUGA